AUGAGUACUUUGCGAUCAAAUUGUGCAGUUUGCGGAAAAUCGGAAGACCUUAUUCGAUGCGAAGAAGGCUGUAAGUACAUGUUAUACUGUGGUCAGCCUCAUCGGCUAGCUGAUGUAGCGAACCAUGCAGUGGCAUGCGAUGCAGUGAAGAGGUCAAAAGCCAAACUUGAUACUGAAGACAGACUGUUGCGUAAUCCCAUGUUGGCGCACAAUUUGUUCGAAGUAGCAAAGGGCAAUUUUUGGAGAAUCGACGAUACGCGUAACUAUAUGAAAGCACUCUAUUCUCAUAUGGAUUACUUGAUGAAAAUCAAAACCUACGGUGCUGUCAAAGCUGCUUUCGGAUAUGCAGUGAAUGCAUUUGAAUUGUGCCGUACUGAUUGUUUGAUGGUGCGAUUGGUGGUUCCAGCAAUAUAUGUACGACUGGGAAAGGAUCAAGAAUGCUACGAUUUCAUCAAGUAUAGUGCAGUGGUCGGUGGAGACUUCAAUUGGCCGAAUACGAGUAUUAGGGAUGCUGAUGUUUUUGAACCGAUUGAUGUAUUCGAUGGAGAAACGCGCACCUUGGAAUUUGCCUUAGCAGCGUUCCUGAUCAAAAUGAAACUUUUGACGGAUGUCAGAACUCUACAAAACUCGCUCUUUCUGUACACGUACCUUCCGUUUCCGUCAGAACUUGUUGAUCGUAUCCGCAAAUUAGCUGUCGGCGAAAUCGUUGCGGAGCGGACGGCCAUUUUCAAUAGUCAAAAUCAAAAUCCACUCAUCCAAACGUUAGUGUUGCAGAUUAAGCAGCUGUAUCAGGUGGUUAAGAAAGCGAAUCCCUACUUUUGGUCUGGUUUCCUCGAUCCUGCAGAAUUUUUGGCAGCAAGACCACCUACUUACUAUGAUGGAACUAUAGAACAUGCUCAGACAGCAGUUCAAGUUUAUUACGAAGCGUUCGUCGAAACACCUGGAUCAAUUAAUAUGGCCCGAGAAAUAGCCGAAAAAGAUGGAUAG
Bradysia coprophila is the source of this 987-nucleotide messenger RNA. RefSeq lists its product as uncharacterized. Lineage: Eukaryota; Metazoa; Arthropoda; Insecta; Diptera; Sciaridae. The record is from RefSeq and is a predicted model, not a curated record.